AUGGAAGAGCAGGACCCAGAAGGACUUGGAACUGUCAAGACAGCAAGGAAAUGCCCGCUUCCCAUUCAGGCUGUGAGUGGUGUUGAAUUAUGGGAAAACCUUGUGCCCGAGAUCCUGGAUCAGGACACAAUGAACUCAGAUGGAUAUUGCCAACGCUUCCGGCAGUUCUGCUAUUAUGAGGCUGAUGGGCCCCGAGAGAUGUGGUGGCCAUCCGCAAAGAUGGAAGCUAACUUCCAUGAUGCAGAAAGAGUUCCAUUGGAGAAAGGAUCGAGGGAGCAGGCCGAAGACAUCUUACCAGGUGUCAGUGAAGAGACAGUGUUGAUCCAUCCUCUUUGCAAUGGAAUGGAAAUGGCUGCUGCAUCCCCAGUCCAGCCUGCGACUUCCUUUGAGGAGGUGGCCGUGUAUUUCACUGAGGCCGAGUGGGCCCUGCUGGAUCCUGACCAAAGGGCUUUCUAUAGGGAAGUCAUGCUGGAGAACUAUGGGACUGUGCCCUCUCUGGCCAGGAAUGUAAGAAAGACUGUGGCAGAGACAAAGGAAGGCCUUGUUUCUGAAGAUGGGAUAGAGAGCUUCUCUAGAAGAUUUCAAGAGAGUAUUUCCUUUCCAAGUGACAUGGCUGCAAGAGGUGUGUGUAAGACAGAGAAGGAGGAAACAAACAGGGUGUCUGUGGAAAGACUCAAGUACCUAGUGGUAGAAGACAGUUCUUGGAAUCAGUACAAACCACAGAGGGAGCAGAGGAAGGAAACGAAACACGAAGAAAACUGGAUGGCUUUGUCAGUUGCUAGUCAAGGCACAAAUCUUCAUGAAAUGUUUAUCCUCCCUGAAAUUCAGAUGAAAAACAGAAUAUAUAACUGCUCCUUGUGUGAAAAGAGUUUUAAUUUUAAAUCAAAAUUUGAGAUACAUCGAAGAGUUCAUACAGGAGAGAAGCCUUAUACAUGCCUUGAGUGUGGAAAAGGCUUUAGAAGGAGUGAUCAGCUUAAUUUACAUCUGAGAACCCACACAGGGGAGAAACCUUAUAAAUGCUUGGAUUGCAGAAAGGGCUUCCAGGAUAGUGACAAACUUACUAGGCAUCAAAGAAUUCACACAGGAGAAAAACCUUAUAAAUGCCUGGAUUGUGGAAACAGCUUUAGUAGGAAUGAACAGCUUCAUUUACAUCAAAGGAUCCACACAGGAGAGAAACCAUACGCAUGCUUGGAGUGUGGAAAGGGCUUCCGAGAUCGUGGCAGCCUUAGUAAGCAUCAAAGAAUCCACACAGGGGAGAAACCCUAUAAAUGCUUGGAGUGUGGAAAGGGUUUCCGUGAUGGGAGUGGUCUUAGUAAGCAUCAAAGAAUUCACUCUGGAGAAAAACCUUAUAAGUGCAUGCAGUGCGGUAAAGGCUUUCGUGAUGGUGACAAACUUGUUAUGCAUCAAAGAAUCCACACAGGAGAGAAGCCUUACACGUGCUUGGAGUGUGGAAAGGGAUUCCGUGAUAGUGGUGGCCUUACUAAGCAUAAAAAAGUUCACACAGGACAGAAAUCUCAUCAAUGUUUAGAGUGUGGGAAGAGCUACUACGAUGUUGGCAGCCUUGUUAAGCAUCAAAAAGUUCACACUGGGGAGAAACCUUUUAGAUGCCUGGAGUGUGGGAAAAGCUUCUCUGACAGUGGUAGGCUUAUUAGACAUCAGAGAAUCCACACAGGAGAGAAACCACAUAAAUGCAUUGAAUGUGGAAAGGGCUUCUAUGACAGUGGCAAACUUGCUAGACAUCAAAGGAUCCACACAGGAGAGAAACCAUAUAAAUAA
Heteronotia binoei (common prickly gecko) is the source of this 1776-nucleotide messenger RNA. RefSeq names its product zinc finger protein 436-like. Gene Ontology annotation, molecular function: DNA-binding transcription factor activity; RNA polymerase II cis-regulatory region sequence-specific DNA binding. The transcript has 6 exons. Lineage: Eukaryota; Metazoa; Chordata; Lepidosauria; Squamata; Gekkonidae. The record is from RefSeq and is a predicted model, not a curated record. Gene Ontology annotation, biological process: regulation of transcription by RNA polymerase II. Bases 1 to 1776 code for a protein of 591 amino acids.